AUGACUAAUAAUUAUACCAGAGAUCAACUGUGGGGAGAUUGCCUAGAUUAUGAUGUUUGCCAAAGGCAUAACACGCUGAGAGAUCCAUGGCGUAAUAUUGGCUUUAGCGCCACUUUCCCUGGCAGACCAAGGAAUGAUCUUAACCUGAAGGAGGGGUGGUACAGCUUCACUGGUGUUGGAGGCGAUCGCAUGGUCUAUUCCUGCCCCAAUACCAACUCGACCCCAAUGCUUUCCUCUCUCUUUUCCAAUAGCAGCAGUUCAACACAAUUUCAACUGUAUACAUGUGAUGCACUUUACUGGAGUACUGGCGUCCAAUGUGCUCAGCAGAACAUUACCUCUCUGGACUGUGGUGGAGGGCUUAUCCUCUACUAUCUUGUCCCAACCAAUGGAUUGUAUGCCUCACGACAUUCAUCCUGCAGAAAUUCGUCCUGUGGUGAGCACGCACAGUGUGGUCUCCCUUAUGGCAGCUGUGUGUGUAAAUCUGGACUCUCCAUUCCCGAUGCCUACCUGCCCACAGGAGACUCGUAUGAAUGUACAGAACUUAUUAUCAAAGAGAGUAAUGACUGCAAGACACUGUUUACAGCAGACUGUGCACAGGACGUCCUGAGCCAGUUUCAGAAAAGCACGGCUACUGUGAUUUCAGAGAAUGUUGUAGUACAGUAUCUGAUGAAGGUGCAGACCGCUACCGAUAUCCUGAGAAAUGCUACUACUGACCAAAGGAAGCUGGUGUCUUAUGGGAACUCGGUACUCAAUGCCAAUGAAAGACUGCUGUCCAUGCUGGUGCUGAACUCACCGGCAGAUUACUCCAUCAAGAUGGAUCUGGAGACUUUAGAGGUUCAACUACUUGCGAUUGGACCUGAAACUAGAACUACUCGACAACUCAUCACAAGCAACGCUUACUUGGAUAUCGAUCUCGCUGAGAUUUCAAAGAACAAUAACGGAUCAGCUGCCGUGGCUUUCACCAGUUACAGCAACUUGUCGGGUAUGCUGAGCCCCAGCCUGUUCAAUUCAAACCUGGACACAGAGAAAACCAUGAUGUCCUCUGUGGUGUCAGCAACACUGCUUAAAACCAACAACACCCAGCUCACCAAACCGGUCAACUUCACCCUGAAACACACUGCAGACCUUAAACCUAAUGGAAACCUCUCCUGCGUGUAUUGGAAGGACACUGAAUGGGUUGUAGACGGCUGUCAAACUAUUCAAAUUAUCCCCAAUGGCACCUACACUGUGUGCUCCUGUGUUCACCUGUCGACCUUCAGCCUCAUCAUGGAAACCAAAAAAGUUUAUUUUACUGUGAACUCUGGAGGGGAUCUUGUGGCCCAGAUUCUCAACAGCAACUUCACAGUAUUGCCAAAAUAUGUUGUGGUUGACAUUUUGUCAAAGGUGAUGAAUGAUGGUGUGAUAAAUGGAGCACCUAACCAAAACAAUGUGGAGCAUGUUAAUACUAUAUUGGCUGCCACUGAGAAACUGGUGUCUGCACUGGUCACAUAUACAGCAACCUAUAGCGUCACACCCAUAACUCUUCCAAAUUUAGAGGUUCAGCUAUUCACAGUCGGACCGAACGCCUCCUUGACAGAAAUCCCUCCACUCAGCACAAGUACAGCUUACUUGGAUAUUGAUCUCAUUGGGAUUUCAAAAAACAACAAGGGAUCAGCUGCUGUGGCCUUCAUGAGUUACACCAACGUUACAAACAUGCUGGAUCCCAACUUAUUUCUAACAGCUGAACACACUGAGAAAACCUUGAUGUCCACGGUGGUGUCUGCCACUCUGCUGAAAACCACCGACACACAGCUCAACACACCGGUCAACUUCACCCUGAAACACACUGCAGACUUUAAAGCUGAUGGUAAUAUCUCCUGUGUGUACUGGAAUAACACCAAAUGGACUGUAGAUGGCUGUUACCUCCUCCAAUCCAACAGCAGCCACUCUGUGUGCUCCUGUGUUCACCUGUCAACCUUCGCUCUCAUCAUGCAGACUAAACCACCCCAGGAUGACUCUUCCUUUGAGCCGUUCAACACAGUGGCCGUGGUACUCGGUCUGGUGUUCCUGAGUUUGGCUCUCUUGACUUUCGUCCUUUGUCGGCGAAUCCUGAGAGUGAACAACAAUGCCCGGAUCAACUUGUGCAUCAGCCUGUUUCUGGCUCACUUUCUCUUCCUGCUCACCCAGAGUUUGUUGCAGUACAUUCAGACGAACAAGCUGCUGUGUGCAGUGCUGGCAGGUGUUCUGCACUUCCUCUUCCUCUCUGCUUUUGUGUGGAUGUUCAUUGAAGCUGUGCUGCUCUUCAUCUCCGUGAAGAACCUCAAAAAGAUCAGAUCAAAGCAGAAGGAGGUGCUUAGCUGGAAAUUUCUGCUAGUGAUUGGAUACGUCAUUCCUCUGACUGUGGUGGGCGUGUCUGUUGGACUGUUUCCUGAUGGCUACGGCAGUCAACAGUGCUGGAUUAAGACGGACCGGGACUUCGUGUGGAGUUUUCUGGGUCCUGUGUGUUUUAUUCUUACAGUCAACCUGAUCCUCUUCAUCGCCAUCAUCAUCACCCUCAGAUCUGCCCUGGUGGGACGGAAUAGUGAACUUUCCCAAAUGAAACAAAUGAGAAUUCUUGUCUUUAAAACCCUGAUCCAGAUUGUCAUCCUCGGCUGUCCCUGGAUUCUGGGGUUCUUUGUAAAUGGCAGUAAAAUGUUGAUGAUUGUCUUCCUGUUCCUCAACUCCCAGCAGGGCACCUUCAUCUUCCUGGUCCAUUGCAUCUUCAACCAAGAGGUCAGACAGCAAUACAAGAAGUGGAUGAAAUCAUUUCGCCCUUUCUUCAAAAAAUUGGAUUUAACAAGCAGCCAGAUGACACUGAACGGAUCUCCAUCACAUUCACGCUUAAAUUAAAGCUUCAGAGUAAGAUCCUUAAAAAAACCACCAUAAAAUGUAAACUAGCACUGUUGCAGAACAAGAUUCAGCUUAGUCCAAGGUUGGAAAGGACCAGGCUGACAAAUUCAAACCAUAAUUAAUAAUGAAAUGAUGUAUUUUUAAAUGUUUUGCACAAUUUUGUUUUGUUUACAUUUUUGUG
This is a messenger RNA of Pygocentrus nattereri (red-bellied piranha), 3049 nucleotides long. RefSeq names its product adhesion G protein-coupled receptor E3-like. Gene Ontology annotation, cellular component: membrane. NCBI's taxonomy places the organism in Eukaryota, Metazoa, Chordata, Actinopteri, Characiformes, Serrasalmidae. The coding region runs from base 1 to 2868 and encodes 955 amino acids. The record is from RefSeq and is a predicted model, not a curated record. Gene Ontology annotation, biological process: cell surface receptor signaling pathway; adenylate cyclase-activating G protein-coupled receptor signaling pathway. Gene Ontology annotation, molecular function: G protein-coupled receptor activity. The transcript has 20 exons.